Thunnus maccoyii (southern bluefin tuna) is the source of this 869-nucleotide messenger RNA. RefSeq names its product cortexin-2-like. The record is from RefSeq and is a predicted model, not a curated record. Bases 187 to 444 code for a protein of 85 amino acids. Lineage: Eukaryota; Metazoa; Chordata; Actinopteri; Scombriformes; Scombridae. The transcript has 2 exons.
GGAUGGUGACAACUUGUUCUUGCGGGAAAGUGUUGCCUCAGCGCUCGGCGGUGUUGUGCUGACUGCAGGGCCUUCUCCUCUCUGACUCUCUUCUUCUACAAGGACGAUGUUCACCUGCAGACUGUUUCUUAUUGGACAGAAGAAGAAGAAGAUCAUCUGAACCAACCAAUCAUUCUCCAUCCCAACAUGACCGACGACCUCUACAGCAGCACCUUCUCCGCUUCUGAAUCAGACUUGUCCUCCUCCUCGUCCUCCUCGGCGUCCGCCUCCUUCCUCACCCUCGAGCAGAGGGCGGCCUUCGUCUUCGUCCUCAUCCUCUUCAUCUUCCUGGGCCUGCUGAUUGUCCGCUGUUUCCGGAUCCUUCUGGACCCGUACCGCAGCAUGCCGUCCUCCACCUGGACGGACUACAUGGAGAAGGACACGUUCGACUACCGGAUUUCCUGACAGGCAGCCUGAGAGGCAGCAACCCCGACAGUAAACAGUUAAACUGAGGCGACGAUCACGCUGACGAACCGAAGCACAAACACAAGCGCACAUUUCCCCGCAGAGAGAAACCAGACUAGUAAACGCUACGACGGGAAAUUAGUCCGAAACAAAAUCCAAAAUGACAGAUUGAGAGUUUGUUUACUGUGUGUCAGACGUGUGUCUACCUGAGCUCUAAGAAUAUCGUUUUUAAGGUUUUAGCAUCCAAAUAAAACUCUAAUAUUUCAGCUCUACCUGUAACCAGAAGACCCGAAUCAUUCAUUUGACAACUUAAGACUUGACUCAGGGCUGCAACUAACCAUUAUUUUCUCUAACAAUGGAUUGUUUGUUCUAUUAAAUGUCAGAAAACUGUGACGUCCAACACAGUGAAGACCAAGCUGACGUCU